GUUGAGUCAUGAAGGUGUGAGCAGGUAAGGCAAAAGUAGAGCCCUCACCCAGUCACGUCUGUGCAAAUCUUCCUAUUUUACCCUAUUCACCAAACAAAACAAGGGCGAACUUUGGGAUCAAUCGCUCAGGGUUCCCAUCAUGAGGGGGCGCACUCCUUAUCAUUGUCUCUUGUUUGCCUUCCUGUGCUACGUGGUCGGGGGUGGAGCCAUCUCAGAAUUCAGGAUAUGUGCCUUCAGUAUGAACAAGUUUGACACACAGAAGACGUUUCACUACAAAGUGCUGCACACGCUCACAAGGAUUGUGUCUCGCUGCGACAUCGCCUUCCUCCAGCAAGUGGUGGAUUCUGAUGGCUCACUCAUCAAAAGUUUGGUGGCAUCACUCAACAGGUACAGUGGAAGGGAAGCUCAAAGGUAUGAAGGCUACCACUACAACUCUGUGUCCAGCGCCAACCUGGGAAAACCUAAUGACCUGCAGAAGUACGUCUUCAUUUACAGGACCGAGACAGCACAUGUAACUGCUCAACAACAAUACCAGAAGCAAAAUCAAUUUCUCCGAGCGCCUUUGGCUGUUUACUUCCACAGCAACAGAACUACUAUCAAAAAUUUUGUUCUGGUCGGGUUGCAUACGGACCCAAGUAGCACCGUACAGGAGAUCAACCGCCUCUACGAUGUCUUCGAGGAAGUGCUGAAAAAAUGGAAUAACAAGAACGUCAUGUUCUUGGGAAAUUUCCACGCUAGCUGUGCCUACAUGACACGCCGUGACAAGAAGCAAAUCCGACUGUUCACCAACACUAGCUUCCACUGGCUCAUUAAAGACAAAAUGGACACUACCAUCACAGAUGAGACAAACUGCGCAUAUGACCGAAUCGUUGUGCACGGAAAGUCUUUCCUGAAAGCUAUCGAGCCGUUCUCCGCUGGUGUCUUCGACUUCCCUCGAGAAUAUAAGCUUUCCAAGACAAAAGCGCAGGAGGUGAGCUCCCACCUUCCUGUGGAGGUGAGGCUCAAGAGCUCUGCCCUACUCCUUCAGGCCAAACAUCUCCUGGUCCUGCUUGCCCUGUGUUGCCUGUUUCUGUGAAUUGUUUUUGUCAUGUCGGCGUGCUCACUGGACGUCUUGUAUCACAUGAUCACUACCAUUUGGCAUUGCACCUUGCUCCUCGGAAUUGUUCUGGUCCGAAUGGCGAAGGUGCUGUUAUCUCAAUGUGGAGAAAGUUUUUUUUUUUUUUAACUUGGCAGUGCCAAACUUUCAUCAAUGACACAGCUGUUAUAUUUUUAUCACACACGGUCAUAUUUUUCCCUAUGGUGGGGGAUUGCACAGAUCAAGAAAAAAAAAAAUCACCUAAGGUUUCAAUGAAACUUAAAUUGUGAUGAUUUGAGUUUGUGCGUAAUGUGAUUACUUGUGAAACCACAUUCUCUUCACUGUUGAUUUUAAAUUGUUUUUUGAUUUUUUCCAAAUAAAAUUAUG
Molecule: messenger RNA, 1462 nt
Organism: Corythoichthys intestinalis (scribbled pipefish)
Lineage: Eukaryota; Metazoa; Chordata; Actinopteri; Syngnathiformes; Syngnathidae
Product: deoxyribonuclease-1-like 1
Exons: 10
Coding region: 140-1075 (311 amino acids)
Biological process (GO): DNA catabolic process
Cellular component (GO): nucleus
Molecular function (GO): DNA binding; deoxyribonuclease I activity
Source: RefSeq, a predicted model, not a curated record